This is a messenger RNA of Cavia porcellus (domestic guinea pig), 2703 nucleotides long. RefSeq names its product forkhead box C2 (gene Foxc2). The record is from RefSeq and is a predicted model, not a curated record. NCBI's taxonomy places the organism in Eukaryota, Metazoa, Chordata, Mammalia, Rodentia, Caviidae. Gene Ontology annotation, molecular function: RNA polymerase II cis-regulatory region sequence-specific DNA binding; DNA-binding transcription factor activity, RNA polymerase II-specific. The transcript has a single exon. Bases 421 to 1932 code for a protein of 503 amino acids. Gene Ontology annotation, biological process: anatomical structure morphogenesis; regulation of transcription by RNA polymerase II; cell differentiation.
GGGCCUGCGGAAAGUAAAAACUGGCUUUCAGCAAGAAGACUUUUGAAACUUUUCCCAAUCCCUAAAAGGGACCUUCGCCUCUUUUCCGGGCUCGGCCGGGCAGGCGCUCCUGCGGCCCCCGGCUCCCACCCUCGGGGCCGCCGACUCGCAGGCGCGCCUGGAGAGCCACCGGCCCCCUCCGCGCGCGCCCAGGACCCCGCCGCGUCCCUGCGCGCGUGGCGUCCCCGCCGCCGCCCGGCCGCCCCCCGCCGGGCCCCGGGCGCGCGCUCCAGGAUGCUGAACCGCCCGGGGCGCUGAGCCGCCGCGCCGCGCUCCGCCAGGCCGAGGCCGCCGCCGGGCCCGGGCUCCCCGCCGGCGCUGUCCCGCGCGCUCCAGGCCUCCUCCCCGGCCGCGGCCCGCGCGCAGCGGUGGCCACGCAGCAUGCAGGCGCGCUACUCCGUGCCGGACCCCAGCGCCCUGGGAGUGGUGCCCUACUUGGGCGAGCAGAACUACUACCGCGCGGCGGGCGGCUACGGCGGCAUGGCCGGGCCCAUGGGCGUCUACUCCGGCCACCCGGAGCAGUACGGCGCGGGCGUGGGCCGCGCCUACGCGCCCUACCAUCACCACCAGCCCGCGGCGCCCAAGGACCUGGUGAAGCCGCCCUACAGCUACAUCGCGCUCAUCACCAUGGCGAUCCAGAACGCGCCCGAGAAGAAGAUCACGCUGAACGGCAUCUACCAGUUCAUCAUGGACCGCUUCCCCUUCUACCGGGAGAACAAGCAGGGCUGGCAGAACUCCAUCCGCCACAACCUCUCGCUCAACGAGUGCUUCGUCAAGGUGCCGCGCGACGACAAGAAGCCGGGCAAGGGCAGCUACUGGACGCUGGACCCGGACUCCUACAACAUGUUCGAGAACGGCAGCUUCCUGCGGCGGCGCCGGCGCUUCAAGAAGAAGGACGUGCCCCGUGAGAAGGAGGAGCGCGCCGCGCCCAAGGAGCCGCCCCCCGCCGCGGCCAAGGGUGCCCAGGCCGGGCCGCCCCUCGCCGACGCCCCCAAGGAGGCCGAGCGCAAGGUGGUGAUCAAGAGCGAGGCGGCGUCGCCCACGCUGCCGGUCAUCACCAAGGUGGAGACGCUGAGCCCCGAGAGCGCGUUGCAGGGCAGCCCGCGCAGCGCCGCGUCCUCUCCGGUCGGCUCCCCCGACGGCUCGCCGCCCGCGCACCACGCCGCCGCCGCGCCCAACGGGCUGCCCGGCUUCAGCGUGGAGAACAUCAUGACGCUGCGAUCGUCGCCGCCCGGGCCCGAGCUGAGCCCCGCAGCCGCGCGCACUGGCCUCUCCGUGCCGCCGCUCGCGCUGCCCUACUCCGCCGCCGCGCCGCCCGCCUCCUACGGGCAGCCGUGCGCGCAGGGGCUGGAGGCCGGGGCCGCGGGCGGCUACCAGUGCAGCAUGCGCGCCAUGAGCCUGUACACCGGCGCCGAGCGGCCCGCACACGUGUGCGCUCCGCCCGCCCUGGACGAGCCGCUCUCGGACCACCAGAGCGGCCCCGCGUCGCCGCUGAGCGCGCUCAACCUCGCAGCCGGCCAGGAGGGCGCGCUCGCCGCCGCGGGCCACCACCACCAGCACCCGCACCCGCACCCGCACCCGCACCCCGGCCACCACCACCCGCAGGCGCCGCCGCAGCCCGCGCAGCAGCCGGGCGCCCCCGCCGCCCAGGCAGCCUCCUGGUACCUGAACCACGGCGGGGACCUAAACCACCUCCCCGGGCACGCGUUCGCGGCCCAGCAGCAGCCCUUCCCAAAUGUCCGGGAGAUGUUUAACUCGCACCGGCUGAGCAUGGAAAACUCGGCGCUCGGGGAGUCCCAGGUCGGCAACGCGAGCUGUCAGCUACCCUACCGGGCCACGCCGUCCCUGUACCGCCACGCGGCCCCCUACUCCUACGACUGCUCCAAGUACUGACCCGGCCCCGCCCCGCGAGACCUCUGAGCGCAGCGCCAGGCUGCGGAGGAGCCAAAGCUGCCCUGACCUCCCAGGCCCGGAGCCGGCUGUGAAGCGCGAAGGUAACUGUGCCCCGCCCGGCGCCCCGUUUCUGGGACCCCAGCAAAGCCCCGCUCCAGGAAAGCAGCCAGCGAGAUGAAUAUUGAUCCAAAGCCCCUGCCUUUCAGGAGGCUGCGCGCCACCCCCGGGAGCUUCAAAAAUUAAGUUAUGGGGCAGACCCCAUAGCGACCCAGAACGACUCUCUGGAGCGAACCCCGUAGGUGUGUGGGGUCCCUAUAGAUAAUGUGUGUGCUGUGUGUAAUUUUAAAUUUCUCUUAUCCGUGCUGUAAAAAUGUGAGGACUUGUAAUCAGGCUAUUUUUGUUGUUGUGUUCAGAGCCAUUAAUAUAAUAUUUAAAGUUGAGUUCACUGGAUAAUUUUUCAUCUUGCCCACCCAUUUCUGUCAAAUUGAAUUCGAGAAACCUAGGUGGGUGACCUAUGAUCGUUUCCCCAGCUGUAGGACUUUCACAAAACAAGAAGGUAAUUUAUUUUUUGUUGGUGGAUAAAGAAGUCAAGUAUCUGAUACUUUGUAUUUACAAAGUCGGAUGGUUUUGUAUAGUACAUUCCAGCCCAGUAUUCCUAAAAGAAAAAGAAAACCAGAAAAUUUAAAUUUCAUCUGUAUUUGUCUUACGUGGUCUUAAUUGUUGUAUUUACCUUAAAAUAAACCCGUAUUGUUUUUCUGCCCAAAGCUCAAA